AGUGUCGCGGAAGUAAACAUAAAGCAGAGCGAGAUAUUUCAAACUGCGUCACAAACUCUCAAACUCGGAUCACUACCAGCGGCAGCAGGCACAGUUACACACGGUCUCCGGUUCACUACCAGCGGCAGCAGGCACAGUUACACACGGUCUCAGCGUCAGGAUGUCGGUGACGGUGAAGGCUUACCUCCUGGGGAAGGAUGAGGCGGUGAAAGAGAUCCGCAGGUUCGCGGUGGAUCAGGACGUCUCGUGCAGCUUCGAGUACCUGAGCAGGAAAACGGCGGACGUGUUCGGAAACCUGAACAACUUCAAUUUGUUCUACCGAGAUGAAGACGGGGACCUGGUGGCGUUUUCCUCUGAUGAUGAGCUGAUGAUGGGUCUGGCCUGUAUGAAGGACAGCACCUUCCGCCUCUUCAUCCGAGAAAAGAAGGAGCAUCGCCGGGACUUCCCCCUCCACGCCUUCCCUCCCUUUGCCUUUGGGCCUCCUCCUCCUCCAGCUGGAGGUCCUCAUGCCCAGCCUCCUCACAUGGGCCCACCCCCUCACAUGGCCCCACCCCACGGUGUGCACCCUAAUGUUACCUGUGAUGGCUGCGAGGGCCCCGUGGUCGGGACGCGCUUCAAGUGUUCGGUGUGUCCAAACUACGACCUCUGCUCCUCCUGCCAGGCUCAGGGGAAGCACACUGAACAUGCUCUGCUGCCCAUCUGGCACCCAUUUCAGGCUGUUUUUCAGUGGUUUCCUCGAGGAAAGUGGAUGAAGAGGAUGAGACACUGCAUGUGGAACCUGAACCAGAACCAGCCUCAGGCUCAGAACCUGGACCAGGACCAGAACCAGGCUGGUCCCUCCAAACCUGCUGCUGAUGGCAGCACCCCCUCUGCCUCUCAGGCCAACGUGGACUUCCUGAAGAACAUCGGGGAGGGCGUGGCAGCCAUGUUGAGUCCCCUGGGUAUUGAUGUGGACAUUGAUGUGGAGCAUGAGGGGCAGAGGACCAAGGUGACCCCACCCACUCAGGGCAGGGGCUCUGAGGGUGAUGAGGAGAUGGAGCACACCAGCGCUGAGGGCGAAGCCAGCAGUGAGGGUGGGGCCAGCCUGGGGGGAAAGGUGAGCAGGGACUCUGAUGAGGAGUGGACCCACCUGAGCUCCAAAGAGGUUGACCCUUCCACAGGUGAGCUGCAGUCCCUGCAGCCGGAGAACCAGGACCAAAAGCCCCCGUCAGGAAUACAGCCGGGGCCCACCGGCCUGAGGGAGGCAGCUGUGUACCCCCACUUGCCUCAAGAGGCCGACCCCCGCCUGGUCGAGUCACUCGCCUCAAUGCUCUCAAUGGGCUUCACUGAUGAAGGCGGCUGGCUCACCCGCCUCCUUCAGGCCAAGAACUUCGACAUCGGUGCCGCGCUUGAUGCCAUCCAGUAUGCAAAACAGCCCCGCCCACACCAGCCCUGAUGACAUCACACGCUGUCACAGCCUGCCCUUCUGAUUUCUGUUUCUGUCAUUGAAUGAUAAUCAGUACUUUAAUCAAUAAUGUUUCUGUUCUCUUUAUUGAUCAUCAACAUAAACAUUUCUGUCUGAGCAAUAAAAACAUGAAGAA
Messenger RNA from Archocentrus centrarchus (flier cichlid), 1580 nucleotides. It is a transcript of the gene sqstm1, whose product is annotated as sequestosome 1. Gene Ontology annotation, biological process: endosome organization; aggrephagy; mitophagy. The transcript is spliced from 8 exons. The record is from RefSeq and is a predicted model, not a curated record. Bases 161 to 1435 code for a protein of 424 amino acids. Lineage: Eukaryota; Metazoa; Chordata; Actinopteri; Cichliformes; Cichlidae. Gene Ontology annotation, cellular component: amphisome; aggresome. Gene Ontology annotation, molecular function: K63-linked polyubiquitin modification-dependent protein binding; zinc ion binding; protein kinase C binding.